Perca flavescens (yellow perch) is the source of this 2630-nucleotide messenger RNA. RefSeq names its product CCR4-NOT transcription complex, subunit 10 (gene cnot10). Gene Ontology annotation, biological process: negative regulation of translation; mRNA catabolic process. Gene Ontology annotation, cellular component: CCR4-NOT complex. The record is from RefSeq and is a predicted model, not a curated record. Gene Ontology annotation, molecular function: protein binding. Lineage: Eukaryota; Metazoa; Chordata; Actinopteri; Perciformes; Percidae.
AGAGGUACCACAGUAUAAACUGUAUGGCAAAAUCCCCACCCAACUCUGUCAGUGGAACACGAUGGCAGAUGCCAGACCUACAUAAGUAUUGUUGCUGACCAAGUGCAUCCCUCCAUGGCUGCAGUCUACUCAUCUUCUAAGGGCUUCUAGCACCAUGUGACGCAUGAAGUCACACCCUGACCUCAGUCCAAUAGAGCACCUUUUUUUUUUUGGCACUUGCUAGAACGGGAGAUUUGCAGCAUGAACGUGGAGCCAACAAAUCUGCAGUAACUGUGUGAUGCUAUCAUGUCAACAUGGAGCCGGAUCACUAAGGAAUGUUUCAGAAUCAGAAAAAGAACAAAACGAGGCAAAGCAUGACAACUCAUCGUCCCCUGGAAUGACGGACCAGGAGAAAGAAAUGGCAGCCAGAGCAUAUGAAGCAUUUACGGCUGCGAAGUACGACGAGUCUCUCAAACACCUGGAAGCCCUGCAGGAGCUCAACAAAGAGGACUACAAGAUCGCCCUGAAUAAAGCCGUCGUCGAGUUUUACAAGAGCAGUCAAACUACCACAGGGACUCUGAAGCAGACACUAAUGGCAAUGAAGAACCAGGUUCACACAUCCGCAGAGGACAUUGACGGCUUGGAUGAUGUUGAAAAUAGCUUGCUGUACUAUAAUCAAGCCAUCGUCCACUAUCAUAUGCGACAGUACUCUGAAGCGAUCGCCAUAGGGGAGAGGCUCUACCAGUUUCUGGAACCAUUUGAAGAGAAGUUUGCUCAGGCGGUGUGCUUCCUGCUGGUGGAUCUGUACCUGCUCACCUUCCAGCCGGAGAAGGCCCUCCAUCUGCUCACUCUGCUGGACAAGCUCUCUGUACAAGGAAGCAGCAAGAACGGCAAAGGAGAGAGCAACAGUUCAAACAAAGAUGCCGCAAACCACAAGGCAGAGUUCACAGCCAUGAUUGAGGCGGCCAAAUCAAAGAUGCACCAGUACAAAGUGAGAGCCUACAUCCAGAUGAAGUCCUCCAAGGCCUGUAAAAGGGAGAUCAAAUCGGUGAUGAACACAGCGGGGAACUCUGCACCCUCACUCUUCCUCAAGAGUAAUUUUGAGUACCUGAGAGGAAACUACCGGAAAGCAGUGAAGCUAUUGAACAGCUCCAACAUCGCAGAGCAUCCUGGACCCAUCAAGACGGGUGAAUGUGUUCGGUGUAUGUUCUGGAACAAUCUGGGCUGCAUUCACUUUGCAAUGGGGAAACACAACCUCGGCAUUUUCUACUUCAAGAAGGCGCUGCAAGAGAACGACCACACCUGCGCUCAGCUGGGAGACGGCAGCAGCGGGCAAUCUAAGAAAUUCACAGGUAUCCCCAUGUGUGCUCUACUAGCCAACAAGCGCUAUGAGCUGCUGUAUAACUGUGGUAUUCAGCUGCUGCACAUCGGCAGGCCUCUGGCAGCCUUUGAGUGUCUGAUGGAGGCCGUGCAGGUUUACCACUCCAACCCUAGACUGUGGCUGCGACUGGCAGAGUGCUGCAUCUCUGCCAACAAAGGGGGGUCGGAACAGGAGAGCAAAGGUUUACCUUGUAAAAAAGGAAUAGUUCAGUCUAUUGUCGGGCAAGGUUACCAUCGCAAGAUCGUCCUGGCAUCCCAGUCUACACAGAACACUAUCUACAGUGAGGGCCAGUCAGCAGCUAUCCCAGUAGCCAGCAUGGAGUUUGCAGCCAUCUGCCUGAGGAACGCUCUGCUCCUCCUGCCUGAACAUCAGCAGCAGGACACCAAGACAGAGAACGGCUCCAAGAGCUCCAGCCAGUCAGGAAGCACUGAGAGCGGCAGCGAGAACAGUGAUGCCUGCAGUGGGAAAGGUCCGGAGGCUGAUAAGUUCCUGUCUGCAGCUCCGUCGUCUCCUCUCAGGAAACAGGAGGUGGAAAAUCUCAGGUGCUCCAUCCUGGCCUGCAGUGCCUAUGUGGCGUUGGCGCUGGGAGACAACCUGAUGGCUCUAAACCACGCGGAGAAACUGCUGCAUCAAACCAAGGUGUCAGGAUCCCUCAAGUUCCUGGGUCACCUCUAUGCUGCUGAAGCCCUCAUCUCACUGGACAGGAUCUCUGAUGCUAUCGCUCACCUCAACCCAGAGAAUGUCAGCGAUGUGUCAAUGGGCGUGCUGACCAGCGAGCAGGACCAAGGGUCUGACAAAGGAGACGAGCCUGUCGAGUCCCCAGGGAAGCAGACUCCCCUGUGUUACCCCAGCAGUGUGACAUCAGCUCGGGCCAUGAUGCUCUUCAACCUGGGCAGCGCCUACUGUUUGAGGAGCGAGUACGACAAGGCUCGCAAGUGCCUGCAUCAGGCUGCAUCUAUGGUGAACACCAAGGAGAUUCCACCUGAAGCCAUCCUGCUGGGAGUCUACUUGGAGCUACAGAACGGAAACACCCAGCUGGCCCUGCAGAUCAUCAAACGGAACCAGCUGCUGCCCGUGGUGCAGAGGGUUUCCCCAGAAUCACGCAAGAAACCCGUCCAGUCGGUCCAGCCCUUCCAGUCUGUCCAGCAGCCCAUCCAGCUGCCCUCAUCCUUCACACAAGUUCAACGCAAAUGAGCCUCAACAGCAACCUCUGACAUCUUCCCCCCCCCCCAACUCAACACACCACACACCCCGAAGAGCCUUGAUAUUU